AUGAAGAUACUAAGUUUUGUCUUAUGAUAUAAAUUAAAUCAAAUAAUUAAUCUUUUAAGAUGUGAAAAUCAUAUUUUAUUUUCGAUUGUUUUAUAAUUAGUUGUUAAUAAUUUCAAUACAUAAUACAUAAAACAAGAUGGAAUGUCUAAAACUUUUGGAAAGUUUAGAUAUUUUUGGUUAUGCUGGUAUUUGUGUGGGGACAGAAAAUUCACAAUUAUUACAAAAUUCUCUGAUAAUAUUACAACAAGAAAAUCAUUUUCAAAAGUGUUAUUAUUGGGGUAAAAUCUACGGAGUUCGAAAUGAUUAUCAUAUCGCAUUUGGUUUUGAAACAGAUUGUUUGAACAAUCAGGUGUAUUAUUACAGCAUGGAUGCAUUUAAUUGGCUAUUAUUACCAAAAGCAAAUAAGUGCGCACGAUUCUUAACACCUCUUACAAUUAAUAAAUUCGAGGGUGAUCCUUCUAUAGUCACUAACGUUUAUAAUAUUAAUCCUCCGUUCCCGCCAAAUGAAGACCCUAGAAAGUAUUACGAUGGUCCAAUACCAAGAGAAUUGAAAGAAGAAGAUAGAUUGGCAGCUACAGUAGAGAUAAUUAACGAAGACAGUAUGAUAAUUCCUCGUGGUGCAUGGUUUAAACGUCCCAAUGGAGACAUAAUUGAAAAUUUAAGUUUCGAAGGACUCGACAGUACAGAUGCAUUAUAUUUAAAAUCUUAUUUGCAUGCACGUUUACCGCAACAAAAAUGGAAUACUAAUUUACUUACGAGACCUGAUUACAAUUAUGCGAUAGAUUUUUUAGAUGCAAUUGAUGUAGAUGUACCACAAGGAUGUUGGAAUCUACAGCUUAUAAAUGAAAAAUUAAUAAUUUUACAUAAUCUUUUUUGGCCUGGUAUGAUGUUUUAUCAUAAAUUGAAUAGUCCACAUUACGGAUUUCUUUAUUUUGGACAUGGAAAAAAAAAUAUGGAUAUAGUUUUCAUGGUGUAAUUUUAU
Apis mellifera (honey bee) is the source of this 982-nucleotide messenger RNA. It is a transcript of the gene Rsph9, whose product is annotated as radial spoke head protein 9 homolog. The record is from RefSeq and is a predicted model, not a curated record. Lineage: Eukaryota; Metazoa; Arthropoda; Insecta; Hymenoptera; Apidae. The transcript has 4 exons. Gene Ontology annotation, biological process: cilium movement involved in cell motility; axoneme assembly; motile cilium assembly. Gene Ontology annotation, cellular component: radial spoke; axoneme. The coding region runs from base 137 to 976 and encodes 279 amino acids.